CUCAAACAAACCUAAAAUUGGUUUGGAGGUAUUCCUCCCUAAAUCCUUAAUGCCUGUGCCAAAUAUUAUUGGGGUUAAUUUAGACAUAAAUAAUAAUCAAUUUAAUAAAACAAAUGAUCACGUUAAACAUAUAUCUACGAAAACAGCCUCAAAUAAAUAAGAAAUCAAACCUAAAGAUCCUAAACUCAUUCCAGAUCUCAUUCUCAAAAAGAAAAAGAUUAAGAGUCCUCAAAAACAUGAACUUCCUAACAAAACAUUUACACUGCUUGAGCCUGUUGAAAUUAAGGAAACCCAAUUAAAUAGGUCUCUAUAAUCUAAAACAGAACUCCACAAUCAUUAGAAAAAGAAAAAGUUGUCCCCCUCAUUGGAUAUAAUAAAAAGAAAAGAUAGUAAACCAUCAACUUUGAAACCAGAUUCUUUAUCUGAAUCGUUUGAAUUAAGAACCUCUGAAGACUUAUCAAUGAGAGAAGAUAGCAUUAAAAGGAAGGAGAAUAUUAAAUUGUUUAAUAAGCAUGAGAAGAAAUCUAUUAAAGGACCAGAAAGUGCAAAUAAAAAAGAAAAACUCUAAAAAAUUGAAAAAAAAAAGCAUUCAGAAUCUGAUAUAUUAUAGAAAAUUGAAAAAUAGACUCAAUAGAUUAUACCAUUCAUUGAGAAGAAGGAUUAGAAGAAAAAAGAUAGAGUUGAUAGUAAUAAUAAAUAGAAGCAUAAUAAAGCAGAAUAGGAAAAGUUCUAAUUAAAAGAAAAGAAUGUAAUUUUAGAAAGAUUAGAGAAAGAAAAGUAAGAUAAAGAUAAGUUAGAAAAAGAGAGAUUGGAGAAAUUCGAAAAAGAAAGAGCAGAGAGAUUAGAAAAAGAAAGAUAAGAAAGAAUUGAAUAUUUAGAAAAGCAAAGGUUGGAGAGAGAAAGAUAGGACAAAUUAGAAAAGGAAAGAUUAGAGAGAUUAGAAAGAAGUGAUAAACAUAGAUAAAAAGAAAGCUAAGAAUUGGAAUUAAUUAUUGAAAAACUAUUAUGUACUAAUCCAAAUGAAGUUUAAAAAGUUAAAAAGAAUUCAGAGUAAAUAAUAAUAAUGGAGGGCAAUGAAAAAGCAUUCAAGAAAUUAGAAAAAGAGUAAUCAAAACUUGAAAAACCCUCAUGUAAUUAUUGUCUAUGCACAGAUACAAAAACUAUUGAAAUUUAAGAUGGUGUAAGAAUAUGUACAUAAUGUUUGCUAGUAUCAAUUAAUCCAUUCUAAAAAAUUAUUACAAAAUUAGCCUUUGCUGAAUACAGAUCUUCAGGUAAGGAGAAUGCUAAAACAUGUCAUAGUUUCACUAUUGAAAAUUCAUUUGAUUGCAAUCUUGAAAUCAGAUGUGUGUCUCUUAAUAAACAAGGAUUAUAUGAUCUAACUUUUCCAAUGUCUUGCACACUACUGAUAAAUGGUAUUCCCAUCAAGGAGAUCAGACCAUUGCAAGAAAAGUCAAGCUUAAAAAAACGAAGGGAUUCAUCGAUCUUUCUGAAUGUAAAAGAUAUCUUAAAACAAAAUAACUUUUCUAAGAAGUUUGUAUUCUCAAUUAUAGAACAUUUGCCGGAAUAAACAUAUCGAAAAGAUACAAUUGGCGCAAUCUAUUCUUUCGGUUUGUUUUUAGUUGAACCUCUGAAUGUUAUAAAAACAAUUGAGAAAUUUAAAUCACUCGACAUCUAACCAAAAAUCAAAUCAGAUUAAGGGAAAAAAGAGAUAUUGGUUGCUAAAACGAUUAUUAGUCUCUACUGUUAAUUCACCUUGGAAUUAAUUCAAAUACCAGCAAAGUAAGUCAUGGGUAUUAAUUAUAUUAGGGGUGAAUUUUGUUAGCAUGAAUAAUGUUUUUGUUUGCGUAGUUUCUUGGAAAUGAUGAUUAAAGUAGAACACAAAAAAUGGAUUUGUCCAAUAUGCAAAAAGGUGUGUUUCCAUUUAAUUAUUGAUAAAUAUCAGCUAUUCAUUAUUGAGAGAAUCAAACAGUUAGAAAUAUCUGUUGAUUAGAUAGUAUUAGAUCAUAAUGUAUCAUUUUGAAAAUAGACUAGGGUUAAAUGGAUAAAGAUGAAUAAAUCAAUUUAAUAUUAUAAGAUGAAACAAUUAAAACGUACUAAGACAUAAUUGAUAGAGGGUAUCAGAAUAUCAAUAAAAUCAACAAAAAUGAUGAUGAAGAUGAUAUACCACUUGUAAAUAAUGAUGGUAAGACUUAAAAUGUUGCAAUAAUAUUGAUUGAUGAUUGA
Molecule: messenger RNA, 2223 nt
Organism: Paramecium octaurelia
Lineage: Eukaryota; Ciliophora; Oligohymenophorea; Peniculida; Parameciidae
Source: the annotation of a GenBank genome assembly